This is a messenger RNA of Echinops telfairi (small Madagascar hedgehog), 768 nucleotides long. RefSeq names its product N-terminal EF-hand calcium binding protein 3 (gene NECAB3). Gene Ontology annotation, biological process: regulation of amyloid precursor protein biosynthetic process. Gene Ontology annotation, cellular component: endoplasmic reticulum; Golgi cis cisterna; cytoplasm. The record is from RefSeq and is a predicted model, not a curated record. NCBI's taxonomy places the organism in Eukaryota, Metazoa, Chordata, Mammalia, Afrosoricida, Tenrecidae. The transcript has 10 exons. Gene Ontology annotation, molecular function: calcium ion binding. The annotation marks the transcript as partial.
AUGAAGGUGAACACGUGGGUUUUCCGAAGAGCAGACAAGAAUGAUGAUGGGAAGCUCUCCUUUGAGGAGUUCCAGAACUACUUUGCUGAUGGGGUGCUCAGCCCAGGGGAGCUUCGGACACUGUUCAGUAGCAUCGACGGGCACCCCACUGGAGACUUGGAGACAGAGAGACUCUGUGACUACUUCUCAGAGCACCUGGGCGUCUACCGGCCUGUGCUGGCCGCUCUGGAGGCACUGAACCGCGCAGUGCUCACUGCCAUGGACGUCACCAAACUGGAGUACGAGCAGGCCUCCCAGGUGGACCAGUUCGUGACGCGCUUCCUGCUGCGGGAGACCGCGAGCCAGCUGCAAGCUCUGCAGAGCUCGCUAGAGGGCGCCUCUGACACCCUGGAGGCCCAGGCCCGGAGCUCCAGGCUGGACGAAGAGAAGGUGGAGGUGCAGAGCAGGCCGAGUGGCAGCCGGCGGGCAGGGCGCAGGGCCUCGCGGAGAAUCUGCCAGCCACCCCCCAGAGCCAGCCCUUCUGACCCAGCGUGCCGCUUGGAGGCGGAGCUGCAAUGGCGCCUCCAAGUCCAACGGCUGCAGGAGCUCAUUGACCAGCUCGAGUGUAAGGCCCCAAGGCUGGAGCCCCUGCACGAAGAGGAGCUGCCCAAGGGGCCCGAUUCGCACAUCCUCAUGGCCCAGCGGCAGGUCCGGGUGGCGGAGACGGCCCUGCAGGACUUCCACCGCGCCCUGUGCUGCUACGUGGAUGCCACUGGGGCCCAGAGCCGG